Fomitopsis serialis is the source of this 1011-nucleotide messenger RNA. RefSeq names its product ras-domain-containing protein. Gene Ontology annotation, biological process: small GTPase-mediated signal transduction. Gene Ontology annotation, molecular function: GTP binding; GTPase activity. NCBI's taxonomy places the organism in Eukaryota, Fungi, Basidiomycota, Agaricomycetes, Polyporales, Fomitopsidaceae. The transcript has 10 exons. The coding region runs from base 86 to 730 and encodes 214 amino acids. The record is from RefSeq and is a predicted model, not a curated record.
CGUCUCCUCCUCCCGUCUCCUCUUUAACCCUCCCUCCCCCUCGCGGUCCUCUCAGGCUCGCACAGAGUCCUCGACGACGCUCGCCAUGUCCUCCCAGAACCCCAUCCGAAGAAAGCUCGUCAUCGUUGGCGACGGUGCUUGCGGCAAGACCUCAUUACUCUGUUCCUUCGCCCUCGGCGAGUUCCCCAAGGAAUAUCAACCAACCAUCUUCGAAAACUACGUCGCCGAGAUCCGCCUAGACGGCAAGCCUGUCCAGCUCGCCCUCUGGGAUACCGCUGGCCAGGAAGAAUACGAGCGCUUGCGGCCGAUGUCGUACUCGAAAUCGCACGUUAUCCUCAUCGCCUUCGCCAUCGACACGCCGGACUCGCUCGAGAACGUGACGGUCAAGUGGAUUGAAGAGGUGCGCUCGAUUUGCGGGCCGACGAUCCCCGUGCUGCUCGUCGGGUGCAAGUCGGAUCUGCGCCCGCCACAAGGCGGGAACGCGCCGGCGGGGUCGUACGUGACGACGGCGGAUGCGCAGCGCGUGGCGAACGCGAUCGGGGCGCGGGCAUAUAAGGAGUGCUCGGCGCUGAAGAUCGAGGGCGUGGACGACGUGUUCGAGGCGGCGACGCGGGCAUCGAUGUUGAUGCGGGAGGGCGUGCCUGCGCAUGUGUCGUCGGGGCACGAGCGGCGGGGGAGCCGGGCGCGGAACGUUGAGGGGACGAAGAGCGGGUGUUGCGUGGUGUGCUAGGCGAAUGAUCCACGGCGGGGACGGGUCGCAGGGCGAGGAGUAGUGUCACAGGAUGCGGGGUGUCGGUGGAGGUACGUCUUGAGUGAGCUGGGUGAGCGAGUUGAUUCUGAGUGGGUGGAUAGGGCGUUGUGUGCCGUGUCGUCGUCUGCAGUUGCUCGCCCGCCCGUCGUUCUCGUCUUUCACCCUCAUUGUCGCCUCGCGUCGCCCCUCGCUCGUUGCAUCUCCCUCCGGGUCGGACGCCCACGUGCCCGCGUCCGCACGCUCACGUCUGGCCAUCUGUC